GGGUGGUCUCCAACUUCUGGCUUCAAGUGAUCCUCCAACUUUGGCCUCCCAAAAUGUUGGAAUUACAGGCAUGAGCCAUGGCACCCGACCUCCCAGGCUGUUGUUGAAAGGUCUUUGCAAUCUCUAAGAGUUCUGCAGCAGUCUGUUCCCUGACAGCGAGUCUCAUCCUUUGAACCCAUUUUGCAGCAGUAGUUAAGCAUUCACUUUUCUUUCCAUAAGGGGGCGAGCUUACCAGUGAUCCUCAUCCCCCUCCUCAUCGAUGACUUCUUUGUCAUCAAAGUCUUUCUCUUUAUAAAUUCCCAUGGAAUCCAAGUUUUCACCUCCCAAUUGGGCUUAGUUAUGAUACCUAUGAUAGCCACUGGCCCACACCAGCUGCCACAGCACCGCCUCCCCAUGGAAGCUACCGGACUCUACUCUCUCCUCCCCAAGUGUCCUGUCCCGGGAGCCCCCAUCUCUGCUCUCCAGGGCUCCGGGCUUUAGAGCCGCGCUGCUGUAGAGCCCAGUUCCCAGGGCUGCUCCCUCCACCUAUCCACAUCCAGCUCCAGCUCUCCACCCUCUCUCGGACCAGCCAGGCCUGGAGGUGCUGCAGCGUCUCUGAACGCAGGUCCCUGAACUGCCACCUCCACCACGAUCUAGAAUUCUUUUAAAUGCACUUAACACUUAUCUUAGAAUUUCCCUCCUCCACUUUAUACAUAAACAUAGGAGGAGAGCAGGGACUCUGCUGGUGUCUUAUUCACACAAUGGGUUUGAGGGUGUUUGUUUCGUGGAACUGAUUGAAGGGGCGAGAAGUAGCUGAAUAACCUGCAGGGGGCAGCAGAGCCCGAGGCUAGUGACUCCACGCUAAGGCAGGUGGAGCCUGCAAAGGGAGUGAAAAGGAGCUCCUCUGGGGGCUUCGCGGAUAGCCCGCCCUCCCCUACAGGUGACCUCCAGAUGCUCAGAGCAGCUCCAGGAGUGUGGAUUCCGAGAAGCUGCAGAGCCCUGGAAAGCAGAAGACCACGUGCAGAUGCAUUUGUGGGGUUCUGUCCUUUCGAGUGCUGUACCUCUGGAGCCUGGAGCUGUGUUUUGGGCAGGAUUUGGGAUUUGACAUCCAUGGGGCCGCUGGGAUCAGAGUUCAUUGUAUAUAUAAAGAAAAUACGUGAAGAUCAGGCUAGAGACAGAAUUGUGUGGGGGCGUCACCUGGACAAAGGGUUCAUGAAGUUGACUAUUUAGGUCAGAAGCUUAAAUAAUCCUAGGUGAGAGUUUCCUGCUGGUGAAAAUAAAGAUAUAGAAGGAGGGAGCAUUUUUACACUGUGAGGCGGGGAUGGGGGUGUGUGAGCAAGGCUUGGCCAUGCCUCAUCCCCAAUUCGGGCCCCCUCCAGGACAUAUGCCUCUCCUCCUGGUACGGUCAUGCCUGGCCUAGUCUCGGUUCCCCUGCUGCUCGGAGGCCAGCAGAUGGCUCCUAUGGACACUGAGUGAAAUUCCCUGCACACUCCUGUGACACCCCCCCCCCGCCCCCGUGCAGAAUGGAAGGAGCAGGGAUAAUCCCUUGAGUGACGAAGACGCUAGUGUUCUCUUCUAUCAAUAGCAAGUUGGGCUGAAAUGCAAAUAUCCAAUAACAAGGGUGCAGGAAUUAGCUCUCCCUUAGAAAAGCUGUGGCUAGAAUCUGUCUGGCUCUGCAGGGCCUGAUACCCAAGGCUUCAGCGGUGACUCAGACGUGGGGGGCGGAGGCUAGCAUUCCAUCCAAUCAGAGGAGCCAGGGCGGGGUCCGCCCAUUGUUCAUCCGGGUACGGAAAGGAUCGCAUUCCUUCCGUCACCUUGUCGUUGUGCGGGCGGCCGUUGGGAUCCAGUCUUUCCAACCCCGAGAGAGACCUGGUGCCUCUACCCACGCUUCUGUCGCUCUGUCACCUGCGCUGUGCCCUGCUGUAGUCACAGAAGCUGUAGAGAGGACUCUGGGACAUCAGAAAACUGGGAAAUGGACCCAGUGGCCUUUGAGGAUGUGGCUGUGAACUUCACCCAGGAGGAAUGGGCUUUGCUGGAUAUUUCCCAGAAGAAUCUCUACAGGGAAGUGAUGCUGGAAACGUUCAGGAACCUGACUUCUAUAGGAAAAAAGUGGAAAGACAAGAGCAUUGAAGAUGAGUGCCAAAACCCUGGGAGAAACUUAAGGAGUCUUAUAGAAGAGAAAGUCAAUGAAAUUAAAGAAGACAGCCAUUGUGAAGAAACUUUUACCCAGGUUCCAGCUGACAGGCUGAACUUCCAGAAGAAGAAAACUUCUCCUGAAGUAAAAUCAUGUGAAAGCUUUGUGUGUGGAGGAGUUGGCAUAGGUAACUCAUCUUUUAAUAUGAACAUCAGCGGUGACAUUGGACAGAAGCCAUAUAAGUGUCAACAACCUAAGAAAGCCUUCAGAUAUUGCCCUUCCUUUAGAACACAAGAAAGGGAUCACACUGGAGAGAAACCCUUUGCUUAUAAAGAAUGUGGAGAAACCUCUAUUUCCCAUUCAAGCAUUCCAAGACACAUGGUAAUGCACAGCGGGGAUGGACCUUAUAAAUGUAAGUUUUGUGGGAAAGCCUUCUGUCAUCUCAGUUUAUAUCUUUUUCAUGAAAAAAUCCACACUGGAGAGAAACCAUAUGAGUGUAAACAGUGUGGUAAAUCCUUUAGUUAUUCUGCUACCCUUCGAAUACAUGAAAGAACUCACAAUGGAGAAAAGCCUUAUGAGUGUCAGGAAUGUGGGAAAGCAUUCUAUAGUUCCAGUUCCUUUCAAGCACAUGAAAGAACCCACACUGGGGCAAAGCCAUAUGAAUGUAAACAAUGUGGCAAAUCUUUCAGCUGGUUUCGUUCCUUUCAAAUACAUGAAAGAACUCACACUGGGGAGAAGCCCUAUGAAUGUAACAAAUGUGAUAAAGCAUUCCAUAAUCCCAGAUCCUUUCGUAGACAUGAAAUGAGUCACACUGGAGAGAAGCCUUACCAAUGUAAGCAAUGUGGAAAAGCAUUCACAUGUUCCAGUUCUGUUCGUAGACAUGAAAGGACCCACUCUGGGAAAAAACCCUAUGAAUGUAAGCAGUGUGGGAAAGCAUUCUCCUAUCUUACAAGUUUUCAAACACACAUAAUAAUGCACUCUGGAGAAAGACCUUAUAAAUGUAAGAUAUGUGGGAAAGGCUUUUAUUCUGCCAGUUCAUUUCAAAUGCAUGAAAACACUCACACUGGAAAGAAACCCUAUAAAUGCAAGCAGUGUGGUAAAGCCUUCAGUUAUCCCACUUCCUUUCGAUAUCAUGUGAGGACUCACACUGGAGAGAAACCCUAUGAGUGUAAGCAAUGCGGUAAAGCCUUCAGUUGUUCCAGUUCCUUUCGAAAUCAUGAAAGGAUUCACACUGGAGAGAAACCCUAUGAAUGUAAGCAAUGUGGGAAAGCCUUGGGAUCUGUCAAAAGCCUUCAAAUUCAUGAAAGGACACAUACUGGAGAGAAACCCUAUGAAUGUAAGCAAUGUGGUAAAGCCUUCAAUUGUUCCAGUUCCUUUCGAAAACAUGAAAGGACCCACACUGGAGAGAAACCCUAUGAAUGUAAGCAAUGUGGGAAAGCCUUGGGAUCUGUCAAAAGCCUUCGAAUUCAUGAAAGGAGACACACUGGAGAGAAACCCUAUGAAUGUAAGGAAUGUGGAAAAGCGUUCAGUGAUUUCUCUUAUUUUAAAAUACAUGAAAGGAUGCACACAGGAGAGAAGCCUUAUGAAUGUAAGCAUUGUGGGAAAGCAUUCAGAUCUGCCAAGUUUCUUCAAAUACAUGCAAGAACACACACUGGAGAGAAACCCUGUGAAUGUAAGGAAUGCGGAAAAGCAUUUGCCUCUUUUUCUUCCCUGUAUAUACACAAAAGGACUCAUACUGGAGAGAAGCCAUAUAAAUGUAAGGAUUGUGGGAAAGCAUUCAGCUUACCUACUUCCUUUCAUAGACAUGAAAAGACUCACGCUGGAAGGAAACCCUAUGAAUGCAAACUAUGUGGCAAAGCUUUCAGUUCUUUCAGUUCUUUUCAAUAUCAUGAAAGGACUCACACUGGGGAGAAACCCUAUCACUGUAAGCAAUGUGGGAAAGCCUUCAUUUCUUCCGCUUCUUUUCAGUAUCAUGAAAGGACUCACACAGGAGAGAAACCCUAUGAGUGUAUGCGAUGUGGGAAAGCCUUCGUUUCUUCUAGCUCCCUUCAUAGACAUGAAAAGACUCAUGCUGGAAGGAAACCCUAUGAAUGCAAGCAGUGUGGCAAAGGUUUCACUUCUUCCAGAUCUUUUCAACAUCAUGAAAGGACUCACACUGGGGAGAAACCCUAUCAAUGUAAGCAGUGUGGGAAAGCCUUCAUUUCUUCUGCUUCUUUUCGAUGUCAUGAAAGGACUCACACGGGAGAGAAACCCUAUGAAUGUACGCAAUGUGGGAAAGCCUUCAUUUCUUCUAGUUCCCUCCAUAAACAUAAAAAGACUCACGGUGGAAGGAAACCGUAUGAAUGUAAGCAAUGUGGCAAAGGUUUCGCUUCUUCCAGUUCUUUUCAAUAUCAUGAAAGGACUCACACUGGGGAGAAACCCUAUCAAUGUAAGCAAUGUGGGAAAGCUUUCAGAUCUGCCUCACAACUUCAAACGCAUGGAAGGAUUCACACUCGUUACUCUCAAGAUAAAUCAUAUAAAUGUAUAAAUGUAUGGGAAAGCCUUCCGAUCUGCCAAGAGUCUUUGAAUACAGACAAUGAACAUAAACAAUUAACUGUUUAUAAUUACUAUAUACUAACAAAUGUUAUUCUUUUUAAUUAAGAAGUUAUAACAAAAUAUCCUGUUGCUGUCAUGUACUAGAUCAAGUUUAUAAUGUUAACAUGUUAUUAUUUGGACAUUGUGAGUCAUUUCUACCAUGUGGAUAAAAUGCCAGGCAUCUUUUUCCUUAUGGAAAUUUUACUUUUCAUGCUUACGUACUUAAAUUUUUAUCUCUACCCUAAUUAUUCAUUCACAAUACCAAAAGUUAUCUCAUGUA
This is a messenger RNA of Cebus imitator (Panamanian white-faced capuchin), 4967 nucleotides long. RefSeq names its product zinc finger protein 69-like. The coding region runs from base 1952 to 4753 and encodes 933 amino acids. Lineage: Eukaryota; Metazoa; Chordata; Mammalia; Primates; Cebidae. Gene Ontology annotation, biological process: regulation of transcription by RNA polymerase II. The transcript is spliced from 4 exons. The record is from RefSeq and is a predicted model, not a curated record. Gene Ontology annotation, molecular function: RNA polymerase II cis-regulatory region sequence-specific DNA binding; DNA-binding transcription factor activity, RNA polymerase II-specific.